Molecule: messenger RNA, 843 nt
Organism: Porites evermanni
Lineage: Eukaryota; Metazoa; Cnidaria; Anthozoa; Scleractinia; Poritidae
Source: the annotation of a GenBank genome assembly
AUGGGAGACAAGAGCAAAAUUAAAACGGGAAAUCUUGAAGCUAAUGUUAUGGAGGAAAGCGAACUGUCAAAGAGAUUAGGUCGCAUUAAAAGACAAACGGACUAUUUUGUAAGCAAAAUUGAAUCGGAACAAACCGCUUUGGCUAAGAGAUUUUUAAGUCAUCUAAAAAGAAGCACGAGGAUAGCUGAAGAGAAAGAGGCUAUGGAAAGAACCUUUAAAUCUAUGCGAUGGAAUCUUGCUUUUGAUAGUCAGAAUUCUGGACAUCUAAUGACAAGCUCAAGAAAGUUUGGAACACGGAGGGAACUCGAAUGCCAGGAAUUGAAGCAGGAUCAUGGUGUAUCUAGUGAAAAAUUAUUAUUUGACAAAAACCCAUCGCAUGUGUUAAAAAGAAUGAGUCAGCAGUUUGAAGUGCCUUACAAAAAGAUUUACUCGUUUAACACAAGUGAGUCAGACAGACCUGCGACUGUCUUAGACAUGCGCUGUAAGAUGUGGCAACGAAUCUCGUUCUGCGGAGAUAAGAAGGAACGAGCGAAAAGUGCUUGCCCUCCGUGGACGAAAAAUUAUAAGGCGCCGAGACACAUUCAACUCGCUCACUAUCGGGCGUUAAAACAUAUAGGCAUGAAGACGAACCUAGUGAGCGCUCCAAGCAGACAGCCUGAAAUUGAUGUCGAGGCUUUAGCAAAUUACCGUAGCCGAGAAAAUGAGGUUGAAAAACGAGUUAUUUCUCGAUUCAACGAAAGUCUGGAACCUUACAAGAUACGGCCGGGUCCAAAUCAAAUCGUUUACGAUACAAGCAAACUCUACGGAGAAUUGGCGAAGCUCAAUUACAGACUUAAGAAAUAA